AUGUUGGCAGAUCCUUCGGCCAUGUCAGAUCCACUUCCACCCCUGCCGUGGAUGUUGCUUCUCUGCGACGGUACGGCAAUCCGAAUUACCGCACUCGUCCCGUCUACCUCACCCAACCAUCUCAGUGUCCUAACGCUGUGCUGCCAAUUUUGCCAGAUUUUGCUUCUUCUGAGUUUGUAUGUCCCUGUACCGACCGAGUAUCGUGAUCUCACUCCCGAGCUCUGCCUCGAUGGGCCGACAACGACCGUUAUGGAGUACUUGACAGGACCAAACCCAGCAGUCGAUCUGGUUGAUAAGGUCUCCACAAGCAUUGGCCACCAUAUGCAUUGCUGGUGGGACAUCCGAAAUCUGGUAGAUUGGGAAGACUUCAGCCUCGACACCAUCGUGGCUAUUCCUGAUUUCUCUUACAGCGAAGAAAGCUCCGGCCUUCUCAACGUUCCCAUUCCAGCUGCGGCGCUCCCGAAACCACAUGGCAGUCAGUCAAUAGUCCAACCCUCCAACGAACGCGGCCUUCAAGACGUCAUUACCACAUUCUACGCCGCCAAAAUCAACGCUGCCCUCAAGACCUGCCAAGGCCACCAACAUUACAUCACCAUGGUCCCGCAGCGCAACAGAGAAGAUGGCCCAUUCUAUGUUUCUGCCUACGCCAACGAUGAGACCCACGCGCUCGGCCGUGGCCGUGUCGUCGGCCUCGUCAAGACGUACGAGGUCUGGAACAGCAGCAUGAGCAAGGAAAAGAACAGCAAGCAAACGCUCUACCUCGCCGGCCUCUCCCAUCUGCACCGCCUGCUGCGCGAAAGCAACACCCGCUACGGCUUCAUCAUGACGGAAAUCGAACUCGUCUGCGUGCGCAUGGGCACCGAAGAAGGCAAAGCCCUACUUCGGCUACCUCGAACUCGCGCCGCCCGUCCGCCUGAGCGAGCAGACGGGCCUGACGGCCUGCCUGGCGCUGUGGUACCUCCACAUGCUGGCCGGGGACGCCCCGUUGGAGGGCCAGCGCGGCUACCGGAUCGACGUCGGCCCGCCGGGUCCGCCGCCCGGCAGCAGCGGUCUGCUGUCGAGGCAGCACGUGCGGAAGCCGGGGCCCGAGGGACGGGACGGGUGGAUGCAGCGCGUCCAGGAGGGCGAGAAGAGGUCGGCGAGGCGGACCCGGGGCUGGGUCUUCCCCGAGGAACCCUUCUCGAUCAAGGAGAGACAGGCGAUGAAGGCCGGGAGGUAAGGAGGCGGUUUUCCGGGGGAAGGGUCCCGGGCUCGGCUGGUCCGGGCUUGGGGUCCGAUCCGGUGGUUGAUCCACCGGUCUACGAUUCAAUUAAUCUUUGUUUGUUUGUUUGUUUGCUUGCUUGCAUGCAUAGCGAUGGAGUUUGCAUGGAUGCCAUACCCAUGGGUUUGGAGCAUUCACUUGGGGGCGUCGGGGCAUGGAUGUGUCCUCGGUCACGCAUUCCAUGUGGCGUGAACCUCGCUGGAAACGCGAUUUCAUUUACCUAUCCAUUCAACCUUUUACCGUGCAUAUCAUCGCUUCAUGCCUUUUAUCUCCGUAUCGAGCAUUUGCACAGGAUUGGAGCAUUUGUCGGAGUAUGA
Molecule: messenger RNA, 1578 nt
Organism: Letharia columbiana
Lineage: Eukaryota; Fungi; Ascomycota; Lecanoromycetes; Lecanorales; Parmeliaceae
Exons: 1
Coding region: 1-1578 (525 amino acids)
Source: RefSeq, a predicted model, not a curated record